Molecule: messenger RNA, 2660 nt
Organism: Pteronotus mesoamericanus
Lineage: Eukaryota; Metazoa; Chordata; Mammalia; Chiroptera; Mormoopidae
Gene: GALNS
Product: galactosamine (N-acetyl)-6-sulfatase
Exons: 14
Coding region: 171-1742 (523 amino acids)
Molecular function (GO): N-acetylgalactosamine-6-sulfatase activity; arylsulfatase activity
Source: RefSeq, a predicted model, not a curated record
GGGAGGCCGGGCCGGCCACAUCACGUGAUUCCCCAGCCUGUCACGAGGCCUCCCAGGCCCCGCCCCUUCUGUCAUUCAGCCGCCCCGCCCCGCCCCGCCGCCAAAUCGGAAGAGCCGCCCGCCCUACCCCAGCCGCAGGCCCAGGCUCCGCAGAGCCCGGCGUGGUUGCCAUGGCGGCGGUUGCUGCGGCGAUGAGGUGGCGGGUGCUGCUGCUGGUGCUGAGUGCAGCGGGGCUGGGGGCCAGUGGCACCCUGCAGCUCCCCAAUAUCCUGCUCUUGCUCAUGGACGACAUGGGGUGGGGUGACCUGGGCGUGUAUGGAGAGCCUUCCAGAGAGACCCCAAAUUUGGACCGGAUGGCUGCCGAGGGCAUGCUUUUCCCGAACUUCUACACGGCCAACCCCCUGUGCUCACCAUCCAGGGCGGCCCUGCUCACCGGACGUCUGCCCAUUCGCAACGGCUUCUACACCACCAACGGGCAGGCCAGGAACGCCUACACACCGCAGGAGAUUGUGGGUGGCAUCCCGGACACUGAGCUCCUCCUGCCCAAGCUGCUGAAGGGGGCCGGCUACGUCAGCAAGAUCGUGGGCAAGUGGCAUCUGGGCCACAGGCCUCAGUUCCACCCCCUGAAGCAUGGAUUUGAUGAGUGGUUUGGAUCCCCCAACUGUCACUUUGGACCUUAUGACAACAGGGCCAGGCCGAACAUCCCUGUGUACCGGGACUGGGAGAUGGUCGGCAGAUUUUAUGAAGAAUUUCCAAUUAAUUCAAAAACUGGAGAAGCCAACCUGACCCAGAUCUACUUACAGGAAGCUCUGGAUUUCAUUAAGAGGCAGCAGGCAGCUCAGAGCCCCUUCUUUCUCUACUGGGCCAUCGACGCCACACAUGCACCUGUUUAUGCCUCUAAGCCUUUCUUGGGCACCAGUCAGCGAGGGCGGUACGGGGAUGCUGUUCGGGAGAUUGACGACUGCGUGGGGAAAAUCCUGAACCUUCUUAAGGACCUGAGGAUCGUGGAGAACACCUUUGUUUUCUUCACAUCUGACAACGGUGCUGCCCUCAUUUCUGCUCCCAAGCAAGGAGGCAGUAACGGCCCCUUUCUGUGCGGGAAGCAGACCACAUUCGAAGGUGGGAUGAGGGAGCCUGCGAUCGCGUGGUGGCCCGGGCACAUCCCUGCAGGCCAGGUGAGCCACCAGCUGGGCAGCAUCAUGGACCUCUUCACUACCAGCCUGUCCCUCGCAGGCCUGGAGCCACCCAGCGACAGGGUGAUCGACGGCCUUGAUCUCCUCCCCGCCAUGCUGCAGGGCCAGCUGAUGGACAGGCCAAUAUUCUAUUACCGUGGCAACACACUGAUGGCAGUCACCCUUGGCCAGUACAAAGCCCACUUCUGGACCUGGACCAAUUCCUGGGAGGAGUUCAGUCAGGGCAUUGAUUUCUGCCCUGGACAGAAUGUCUCAGGAGUCACCACCCACAUGCAGGAGGAGCACACGAAGCUGCCUCUCAUCUUCCACCUGGGACGCGACCCAGGGGAGAAGUACCCCAUCAGCUUUGCCAGCACCGAGUACCUGAGCGUCCUCCACAGGAUCACUCCGGUUGUUCAGCAGCACCAGGAGGCCUUGGUCCCUGGACAGCCCCAGCUCAAUGUGUGCAACCAGGCCGUCAUGAACUGGGCGCCCCCAGGCUGUGAAAAGUUAGGGAAGUGCCUGACGCCCCCGGAGUCCAUCCCUGAGAAGUGCUCUUGGCCUCACUAGCACCUGCUCAGGCUCAGGCCAGGUCCAGGCCCUGCAAGUGCCUGGGGGUAAGAGGGUCUGGCUCCCACACUGGGAGAGCCUCAGCGGCCCUCUGCCCCGCUCACCGCCAGAGGGAUGUCACCUGCAGCCAGCAGCAGUACCUGCAAGGCUACACUGCCUGGCCCUGAAGUCACUCCUCAGCCCUCUCCCUGGCCCACCCGAUCCCGCUGCCUGAGUCCUGCAUCAAUCUGUGAGCUGAACGCUGUGCUGCCUACAGGUCUCGGUCGUCCUACCGGUCUCUUCCUCCCACUUGGUUCUUACCCCCUUCACUGGCCUUGUUCUGGGCCAGGCCUUCAUCCCAGGACCUGGAGGGCAUGACUCACCAUGGAUGCCCUGGACUGUCAGCUCACGCACUUCAGCACCAGCGUCAAGGGAGGCUGUGCCAGUCCUGUGGGGGGGCCCUGGGUGCUGCACGGAGGGAGCAUCCUGGCCCCGCCUCCCUGCACUGCACCACACGGCCGGGGAGGGGGCAGAGGGCCCCCCGACCGGGAUCCUCCACAGCCAAGGCCUUUCCCGCCCCAUGGAACAGCCGUUGUUGCUCUUUCCCUGGGACGUGAGGAUGUCAGCACCCUCGAUCUCCCACCUUCCACAGGGAUCUAGGCCGUGGACUCCUGCGCGCUGCGAGGUGUGCCUAUGCCUCGCAGCCAUCCCGACCGCCCUCUUCCCCUUGGUGCCAGGGAUGGCAAAGCAUAAAGAUGAGCCCUUUCACUCGCCCAACUCGGAAGAGCCUGAACAACCACGCACCGACUCCGCAGUCCCUCCCUUGAAGGCAUGUGGAGCUGCUUCCACCAAACAGGCUUUUCACAUCUGCAGGGAUCAGCUGCCAAAACUGUAAUUUCUGUAAGUUGGGAAAUUAUGAAGAAAACAGUUUUAGAAUAA